AUGCUGUCACUCUGCCACACCCCCGGGGACGGCUUGGCGCCCGGUGCGCAACGCGAAGCGGAAGCCUCAGAGCCGCUGGAAGCGAGCAAUCCACAGCGCAGGGCAAGCGCCAAGGGGAAAGCCAAGGCGAAGGCCAAGGCGAAGGUCACAGUGAGGGCGGCGUAUCAGCGCACGCAGCUCUUGGGAUGGCUGGCACAUUUGUGGUAUCUGCAUGAGGCAUGCUGCAAUGAGUUUCUCCAGUCAGUGUGUUUGUCUUCGUGGGGUUCGCCCCGCGAUCCACAGACUGCAGACGAGUUGUUCCAGAGUUUCCGCGAUCAGUUGAACCACAAGGCCGAUGACCACGCACCGCUCCGUGAUGAUGAUAAGAAACUCUCCAUCUUGCUGCGGGCCUGCCGCUGUGCACGCCGCAAGCAGGGAAGGCCAUUGGACCUAGCCGUGUGCUUCGUGGCUUUAUGCCGCGCUCUCGACUGGCCUUCCCGCCUGGUUGUGGCCUUUGACUUACACGAGCCGCAACGACGCCUGGGUCACUUUUUCUCUCCCAAGAAAUCGGCAGCCACUCCGGGACCCAUUUCGGAUGCUUUGCAGGCCUUUCUGCUCAAGGACGAUCCCAUUGAAGUAGACGAUGAAGACCUGGAAGAGGAGUUGGAAGAUGUGCUAGAAGGAGACAUCUUGGAUCAUGCCAAGCAGUUGAUCGGCAUGGGCUUUGAACGUGACAAGGUGGUUCAAACCAUGCUUGAGGUCCAGACGGAUUCGGAGCCCUUCAACAAGGCCUUGGAAUUGCUCCUGGCCGCCGGGGAGUCCGCGGAGUCCGCCUCUUCGCCCGCGCCGCCGCGUCCUUCGAAGACGGGUAACAUGGUGAGCUGCGAAUGGUGCGGCCAGGCCUUUCAAAAGGGCGCCUUUUGUGGCAGCUGUGGACAGAGGAUGCGCGAGGGUGGUGCCUCAGGUGCUGCAGAUGCCGGACCGGAGGAGGACGAGGACUUCUUGGUCACAACGUGGGCAGAAAUCUUUGACGCCGAAAACAACAUUUGGGUGGCGGUGGAUGUGGCUUUUGGGGAGAUCAUCCCCUUCCCAGAGACGGGCUGGCUGCACCGUGGCACCCCCAUGGUCUGGAUUUGUGCCGCCGGAGACAAAGGAUAUCUGGACGUGACGCCGCGCUACUCCCCUCGCUGGUGGGAAGUGGAGCAAGCCCGAGAACCAAGUGGCUCACGACAGCUUCGCGACUGGUGGGAGAAGCUCCUGUGCUCCCUUGAGGCGUCCGGCGGUGGCGAGCCGGAGGAGUGGACGGCGUUGAGGGCCAGCGAGGCCGAGAAGCAGGACGAGGUCUUCCUGCAUCAGCGGCGCCAGAGUGGCGGUGUGCCCAGGACCAAGCAGGCCUUGAAGCACCAUGAGAUCUAUCGCCUGGGGCCCAAGCGCGCGACCGAAGCGCUCAAGCCCGGUGCCCAACCUGUGGCCACCGUGCAGGGCGAAAACGUGUAUUGGCGCAAGGACGUGUCGCUGCUCCGUACGAAGAAGGCCUGGCUCUUUCAAAAGCGUCGCGUCUUGGAGGGAGAGAAACCCUUCCGCGAAAUCGGCGAGAAGUCUGCGAAGUCGUCGGUGCGUGACAUUCCGGAGUCGACUGCGCUGGCGGUGGUUGGUGAAGAUCAGGCGGCCAGCCGACAGCUCUUCGGCGACUGGCAGACCGAGCCCAUGGAAGCCAAGCAGAAAGGUGUCAAGAGGCCGCGGACUUCCAAGACAGCCAGUGGACUGCCAGAGCUACCGGCACCACGGAAGCGGAAAGUGAACUUGGUACCCUUGAAAGGCUUUGAAGAGAAACUCCAGCAGCUGGCGAAGUGGCUGGAGGAUCAUCACCGGCUGCCCUGGGAGAAGAGUCAUCAGCCCGCCGAAAAACGUUUGGGCGCAUGGGUCUUGACUGCCCAAAAGAGCUUUGGCCGCGGAACUUUGCCGCAGGAGCAACGCGAUGCCCUGGAGGCCCUGGAGCACUGGAGCUGGGGCGACUACGAACGCGACGACGACACGCACGACGCGGCGGAGGCCGAGCCUGCGGAGCCGGAAGCCGCGGCAGCGGAAGUGGAACCACCAGGAGAGGAGGAUGAAACGCAGCAGACGAAGAGAUGGCAGCAGAACGUCAUCCAGAAACUCCAACGGGACUUGGAGCAGUGUGGUGCCGAUGUCGAGCUGCAACGGCGGAAGUUGCAGCGAUGGCGCCUGAGCUAUCAUCCGGACAAGAACUACGGCAGGACUGAAGAAGUCACGCCCAUCUUCCACUUUGUCCAGGAGAAAUGGAAUAGCCUCCGCAGCGACGCGGUCGAGUCAGCUCCUGUGGCCGCGCCGGGGAUGCGGCGCAAGACCACGAUGGAAAAGGGCCACGCGCAGCAGCGGUCCUGCUACACGGGCAAUCGUUCCUACGCACUUCACAUUGACAAUCCGCACAAGAGCGGAGGGCCCAUGGACUUGCCAGACAACGGCCUGCGAGUCACGUUGGUGUAUUACAUCAACCCUCACUGGGAUCCCGACAGUGGCUACAACGGAGGGGGCCUGGACGUCUUUUUGACGGAUCCCAACAGUGCACCGCCAUCUGCUUCCACAGCGAGGAAGGCACCGAAGUUGCGGAUCGCUCCACAUGCUGAUACCUUGGCCAUUUUCCUGGCCGAGAGGAUGGCGCAUCAGGUGGUGGAGACUAUGGGCAAGGAGCGUAUGUACUGUCUGACGAUGUGGUGUUUUGACCAGUUCGCGCUGAGCAAUUUUGUACCGCAGGUCUCCCAGAAGCAGAGAGACAUGCAAGCAGGUUCGGAUGAUGAAUAUUGA
This is a messenger RNA of Cladocopium goreaui, 2805 nucleotides long. NCBI's taxonomy places the organism in Eukaryota, Dinophyceae, Suessiales, Symbiodiniaceae. The record is from the annotation of a GenBank genome assembly.